Molecule: messenger RNA, 2675 nt
Organism: Lingula anatina
Lineage: Eukaryota; Metazoa; Brachiopoda; Lingulata; Lingulida; Lingulidae
Molecular function (GO): protein binding
Source: RefSeq, a predicted model, not a curated record
ACGAAACUAAGAGCAGUAAAAGGAGUUUUAAAGGAGUGACCACCACAGCUAGGCGUACAAUGAUGGAAGAGAACAUCGCAGUCGGUUCAGCCAACAAGGUUGAGAAAGAUUCAUCAUCUCGGGAAGUAGAAAUGCUGUUCGACAAAAUAGCUGACCCGAACUUCCCGUACUAUCAGAUGGACAUAGCAGCACGCGAUGUCAGUUACGAAAAGGUUAUGGAAUACAGAAACCAACAAGGCUUCAAUAUCCUUCAAUAUGCUGCUUAUUUGGAUGACCACGCCGCCAUGUACACCAUUUGGAGGCAUUAUAACUGGGAGCACCUCUCAGGGCAAAAAGCGAGUGGUCACAAUGAAUUCGCCGGCUGUACAGCUCUCGAAAUCGCCCAGAAGAAAAAGUUUGAACAAUCGGUAAAAAUUAUUAAAGAUUUCAAGGAGGCUGAAUCCACCCUUAAAGAUAUACACAAAAUGGUACGAGCGAGAGAAAUUCAUAAGAUAGAAGAAAUUUGCAAUCAGGACAGGACGGUCAUCGGUAAAAUUACAGGUGAGGCUGAUCAACUUCAACCUCUGCAUAUAGCUGCGGGGAUUGGGUUUUUGGAUGGUGUUGUUCUCCUGCUAAAACUCGGUGCCGACAUUAACGCCACGACUGCUAUCGGUGAGACUGUUCUCAGAAGAGCUUCGCGAAUGGGCUACGAAAAUGUAGUGAAGUACCUCGUGACAAGGAACAACUGUGAUCUCAACAAAGUCGAAAAAAAUUGCACUUCAAGUGUAGAAAUUGCUGCACUCCACAACUUUGGUGGUAUCGUCAGAAUUCUUGCAGAAAACGGAGCUCAAGUCACCCCACAUGCUUUGUGUUGUGCUGCUUCUAAGGGUCACCUCAGCUUGCUAGAAAACAUGCUUUCUGAAUGGGGGGUGGACCCCAAACGUGUAAACAGCAAGGGCAAAAACUGUUUCCACAGUGCAGCAAGUGAUGGGAAAAUCGCCGUUUUGGAGAAGCUCUUUCAGAUAGAUCCAAGCUUGAUUGAGACACUUGGCCUAUUAUAUGAAGGUGAUAUGGUUUAUCUUGUUCGAGGUAAGGAUAAAAAAAGACCUGCAUGGCAUUACGUUCUCGUUAAAAGGCGACUUCACUCAACCUUCAUUCUAAAGACACAGGGAGGUUCCCUUGAUGUGGCCGACUAUGGGCGUGUACUGAAAUCCGGCUGGGGCCAAGACCCACCUGAAGAUAUCAAGACCAAAAUUGAUGAGGAACACUCGACAAUACAGGAGGACGCCCAAAAGGACAUGUCUCCCUUACAUUGUGCAGUAAUGGAAGAGCAGCUAACAGCGGUCCAAAAGCUCGUCGAACUUGGAGCGGAUGUGGAUGCCCGUGAUGCGUACAAGCUAACGCCCCUUCAUCUUGCAUGCAUGAGAGGAAACAUGCCUAUCGUUAAGGAACUCUUGAAGGCCAGUGCCAACUUUCAAGUCUUUGACGAAGACGGGAAAAGUCCUUCCGAUGUUGCUCGGGAUAACAACAACAAAGAGGUCGUCGAGUUGUUGGCCAAGAAAGAAAGUGCAGGUUUAGUGGAGAGGUUCAUUCUGGACCAACUGAAAACUCUGCAGAUGUUGUUGGAGAAGACAGAUGACGACAGCAUCUCAUCCAGGGAUUUUCAAAAGCAGUUGAUGAAUGAAGUCCAGACCCUGAAGGAUAAUACCACGCUGUAUCUAAGCGAUCUGGCCCCCAAAGAGGUAGAUGCAGUAGAGGAAUCGGCGCAGCCCCCCUCUGUCGAUCCUCACGAUAGUCCUGAAGCUGCCACGCCUUCCACGGAAACUCCAGCUGCUGUCCCUGAUGGAGAAAGCGCGGAUAAUAACAAUAUCACCAGUACCAGUGAAAACGAGGUUGAGGAGAAUGGGAACGACAGUAAUGUGAAUGGGAAUGAAAACGAGGUCUUGUCAGAGGAAGUCACCCCAUCGCGUCCAAAUGACACGUCGGACCGCAUCAUUGGGGAUUCUCUCCAGAGGCUACUUGAGACCUACCUUCAGCAGCAAUGAGAAGGAAAUUCCUAUAAUGUUUAAAAUCAUAUACUUUUCGACAAGGUCCAUUAAUACAAUAGCAGUCUAGAUUUCAUUUCGUGUAAUCCGUCAGAUAUGUAAAUUUACAUCCAAAAUCUCAACUGACAAGGUAUUUAACAUAAGGCCACACUCCUUUAAUUUUAUGGAUGACAUCUGCGCGCGCUUUGAUUUUUGUCUGUUCUGUAAAAAAUCAGUCGUAUUGUUUGAGUGAUACACUGUGCUCAGUGGUGCAGUUUGCGUUUCCAGUUGUGUAUUCCUAUACUGUAGCAGUAACAUUUUGGUUGUUUUUUAUUCACCCUCAUACAUUAGUUUAGGGGUCCGAGAGGAUGCCAUCCAUAAAAUAAAAACAGAGAGGCCUAAAAUAUGCUUAAAUCAGUUAUAAAUGUUUCUGUCUUAUUGUGAAUUUUUAUAGAAUAUGUAUGUACAUUUAACAUUAGCAUGAAAUCGCCUUCCUUGCGGUUUUCUUGAAGCUCGACGUUGUCGGUGCAGAUUCCUAUGAUUUUAAGCAACUUGUGGACAGAAUAAGAAAACGCACAAUUUCAUGUUAGAAGAAUGAUUUACACUAGUUUAAAGCACCUUUACUACAGAUGUGCCGGUGGAAGAAAAAAAGACCAACAACAGGUUCAAACA